AUGCUGGCAUUGAUUGCAGCUACAGCAGGUGUGGAUCACCACGUCUUACUGUGGAACCCCUAUGUGACCUCUAAGCCAGUGUAUGCGCUCAUCGGGCACUCGAGCCCUGUCACCGCAGUUAAUUUCAUGAAAACCAAACAGCAACUGAUCAGCUACUCCAAAGACAAGGUAGUCAGCAGUGACUCUGCCUCCUCUGUGAUCUGCUGGCAGGCUGACACAGGUCAAAAAGUCAUACUGUUCAGUCGUUGCCAUGACAACAUGGGGAUCUCCACCAUGAGCUUGGACAGUACGCAAACCCAGCUGUUUACUGCAGGCACCGAUGGACAGGUCAAAUGCGGGACUUCAAUGGCUGGGUCGCCUGUGAACAUCUCGCAGGUCUUGUUGCUGAGCAGAAGCCUACUGGUGAUAGGCUGGAAAAGUUUUAUUUUUCUGAAACCAAGUAAAGAUGUCGCUGAAGAACUCCCAAAACUACUGCAGAGUUUUCAGCCGCACCUUGGUCAUGUAACUCAGUUGGAGAUAUUUAGGCACAGUGACAGGCUUCUGCUCCUCUCAUCCUCUUCAGACUGCAAUUUGGCUCUAAGCUACCUGCUUGGACAGACCGUUGCCUUGUUCGGACAGGCUGAUGAGAAUGAGGAACACCUGCUACCCUCAGCAACAGGGGAUCUUGGCGGCAUCUAG
Messenger RNA from Girardinichthys multiradiatus, 678 nucleotides. RefSeq names its product WD repeat-containing protein 49-like. Lineage: Eukaryota; Metazoa; Chordata; Actinopteri; Cyprinodontiformes; Goodeidae. The record is from RefSeq and is a predicted model, not a curated record. The coding region runs from base 1 to 678 and encodes 225 amino acids. Gene Ontology annotation, molecular function: protein binding. The transcript has 5 exons.